GCCAUAAAAGCGUGUUAAGGUGUUUCAUUGAGGGCAGAGUAUAUUUUCCUUAGCUGUAUUUUGACACUCAGCACUCGGCGGCUGGGUCUGGGAGGACACACAAUGAAGGACAACGACAGUGAUCAGUUUGGAAAUGGAAUUGACAAUGACGCUUUUGAAAUGGGGGAGGACAGGUUUUCUGACAAAGGAAGCAUCAAAAAUCUGAGUAAAAAGACAAAGAAAGGAUUGGGAACAUACUUGAGCCAAGUUUCCAGGCCAAUUAAUGCCACUGAGAACUACUUCAAAGUUCAUUCCAGAAUUUUUAAGUAUGUUGUCCUUGGCAUUCUUGGAGCAGGUUAUGUGGCGUACUUCAUUGCAGCCUGCGUGUUGGAUUUCCAGAGGGCCACUGCACUUGUGGUCCUCACCAUUUUGGCAGUUGUUGCCACUUCUUAUGAACUUUUGAUGAAGCACAAAGGAGAAAGCAUCAGCCGUUUUGUGAAACCUGCAGUCAGAUGCUUUCAGUCCAACUUAAAAUGGCUAAAAUGGGUUUUCAUCUUAGCAGUUGUUGUCCUGCUGGUGGUGUGGCUCGUUUUAGACACAAGCAAGCGUCCCGAGCAGCUUAUCUCAUUUGGAGGUGUGUGCAUGUUCAUCGUGCUUUUAUACCUCUUCUCAGCACACAGGUCGAUGGUCUCAUGGAGGCCAGUUUUUUGGGGUCUUGGCUUGGAAUUCUGCAUCGGCCUUUUUGUUAUAAGAACAGAACCUGGACUUAUUGCCUUUGACUGGCUUGGUAAACAAGUACAGGUGUUUCUUGAUUACACCAAAGAAGGCUCAUCGUUUGUUUUUGGAGACCUGAUUGGUGGCAUCUUUGCUUUUCAAGCUUUGCCCAUUGUGGUCUUCUUCAGCAGCGUUAUGUCAAUUCUCUACUUUUUGGGCAUAAUGCAGUGGCUCAUUUUAAAGAUCUCAUGGGUCAUGGAAAUAACAAUGGGAACUUCUCCCACAGAAACCUUAAGUGUGGCAGGCAAUAUCUUUGUUGGACAGACUGAGGCUCCUCUGCUGAUUCGCCCCUAUUUGAAAGAAAUGACCAAAUCUGAGAUCCACGCCGUCAUGACUGGAGGAUUUGCUACGAUUGCAGGGAGUGUCAUGGGAGCAUUCAUCUCAUUCGGGAUUGAUGCAUCUUCCUUGAUAUCUGCGUCUGUGAUGGCUGCUCCGUGUGCUUUAGCCAUCUCUAAACUGUCUUACCCUGAAACUGAAGAAAGUCCCUUCAAGGCAGAGAAGAAUAUCAAAGUUGCUAGUGGGGAUGAACAGAACAUUUUGGAAGCUGCCAGCAGUGGAGCAUCUGCAUCAAUCGGGCUUGUAGCUAACAUUGCAGCCAAUCUAAUAGCCUUUCUCGCCAUAUUGGCCUUCAUAAAUCAGGCUUUGAGCUGGCUAGGAGGCAUGGUUGGAUAUCCUGAAAUCACUUUUCAGCUGAUUUGCUCUUAUGUAUUUAUGCCUAUAGCCUUCAUGAUGGGAAUACCUUACGAUGAGGCUUUCACGGUGGCUGAAUUAAUCGGCACCAAGCUCUUCUUAAAUGAGUUUGUGGCUUACGAGAAAUUAUCUGAACUUAAGACCAACAGACUCAAUGGAAUUGAUGAAGUUAUUGGAGAUGAAAGACAGUGGAUAUCGGUGAGAUCAGAGAUUAUCACCACCUAUGCCCUUUGUGGAUUUGCCAAUUUCAGCUCCUUGGGUAUUGUUAUUGGAGGCCUGUCAUCCAUUAGCCCACAAAGAAGAGGCGACAUCUCAUCUCUGGUGGUGAGAGCCAUGAUUACUGGAACUUGUGUUUCUCUCAUCAAUGCAUGCAUUGCAGGGUUACUCUUUGUGCCGCCACUUGACUGUGUGGGGAUUUUUAGGGGCUCUGCAUUCAAUGCCACAGAUGUAAACAUCCAACAGUGCUGUCAAGACUUGUUUCAGAGCACUGUGAAUAAUGGAAACCUCACUUUUGAAGGUCAAUGGAGCUCUAUUAGCAAUGUCACAGUGUUCUUCUCCAAAUGUUGUCAGUGUUGUGGUCUUUCUGAUGUGCCGGUUUGUCUGUAGACAUAAAAUUUAAAUAUAAGCAGGCCUCUAUCAAGAACGAUAAUUUGUUUUUCUUUUUCUUUUUUUCUUUUUCUUUUUUACUUUUUUUGUAUUUACAAAUGUAGUUUUUCAAAGUUGCAAAAUCCACAAGAGCCAUUUCUUAAAAGGAAACCAAUAUUAAAAACAAACAAUAAAAACUUACCUUUUAGAGGCUCACGCCUUAAGGAAGAUGGGCAAAGGAGAAUUCAAGAUAGGAUUCAGAUAUUAUUUUAUUGUAGGUGGUAAAAAUAUGCUGAGGUUUAAAACAUGGCAAUGACAUGACAACAGAAAUGAAAAUAAAGGAGUUUGUUUUUGUUCAGUUUCA
Messenger RNA from Oryzias melastigma (Indian medaka), 2392 nucleotides. It is a transcript of the gene slc28a1, whose product is annotated as solute carrier family 28 member 1. The record is from RefSeq and is a predicted model, not a curated record. The transcript has 18 exons. Gene Ontology annotation, cellular component: membrane. NCBI's taxonomy places the organism in Eukaryota, Metazoa, Chordata, Actinopteri, Beloniformes, Adrianichthyidae. Gene Ontology annotation, molecular function: nucleoside:sodium symporter activity. Bases 103 to 2049 code for a protein of 648 amino acids. Gene Ontology annotation, biological process: nucleoside transmembrane transport.